AUGGCCGGAAGCGCCGAGCUGGAAGCUACCUCAAGCUCGAUGAUAGAACCAGAGCUACCCAAACUUCCAGUCCUCGCAGAGAGUGGGGACGGAAAAGCUGCGGAGCAGGGCUCAUUUGUGAGCAGAUGGUCUCAAGCGCUCAAGGAGCUAAACAAUGAAGAGGAAGAGCAGUUUCAAAUCGACUUGAAGACCAUAGGGGACCGCCGGACUGUACUGGCCAACUUGCUCAACGCAGUUAAUAAGCGCAAGGAAGAGUGUCUGCGGAAGCGGUGGAAGAUAAGAAUCAAGGACCGGACGAUUAUCUUGCGAGACGUUUUCGAGAAGCUUUGUGUGUGGAUCGAAAGGAUGGUGAAAAUCGGCGAUACCGCAGUCCAGUAUGAUACCACUGGAGCAUCGCUUCCUUGGGCUGCCGUACGGCUGAUCCUACAGGUCAGUGUGAAUGACGUUCAAGUCUUCGGGCAAAUACUCGUGUCUGUCGAAAAGGUGGCCAACAUUAUGGCGCGCUGCGAGAUAUUUGAGAUAAUCUAUCUGCGCGAGAACCUGGAACGUAGUCAGGAGCUCCUUCGUCGACUCUCCGAUGCCAUCACAAACUUGUACGCCGCCAUCCUGCGGUAUCUGGCGCAAGUAAUGCAUUACUAUGGCUUUAACACUACGACGCGCGUUAUCAGGAGUGUUGCAGUUUUCAAGGGUGAUGUUGACGCCAAGUUUAGCCCGAUAGUGGAGGCAGAAGAGGAGUUCCAACGUUUAGCCCGUCUUGCAGAAGCCGAGGACUUGGGCAACACUCUGAGCGGAGUUGAAGACAUCAAACAACAACUCGCAGACCUGGAUGAUCGAACUGGAGCGAGGUUGGACUCUCUGCAAUCCAUCCUAACGGACCUCCAACAGCCUAUCAAGCGCAUCGAUAAUAGGCUUCAAAAGAUUCAGGAUCAGCUAGAGACAGACACUCGAGCGAAAAUGCUGAAGGCGAUAUCGACAAUGCCCUACGGCGUUCACCACAAGACGGCUAGGAAAGGUCGCCUUGAAGGAUCUGGGGGGUGGUUGUUAAAGAAGUCGUCCUACAGAGAUUGGCGGUCGAGCAGCUCGUCUUCGGUCCUCUGGCUACACGGUAUCCCGGGAUCCGGAAAGACCAAGCUAGCGUCCCUGGUCAUUGACGACAUCAGGGAACACGAGCACAUUGCUUACUUUUACUGCAUGAGGAAUCCAAGUGAGCCUCACCGGGCCCAGUGUGACAAGAUCCUAGGCAGUUUAGUUCGCCAACUCGCAAGUGUCAGCCCGGGUAUGCCUAUCCUUCCGCCGGUUAUGGCUUUCUAUGAGCAGGCAAUCGCCGGCUUUGGUAAUUUUGAGGACCAGGUGUGGACUAUGGACGAGUGCACCGAUGUUCUCUUAGAGCUUCUGGAAGAAUACCCUGCGGUGACCAUAGUACUCGACGCGCUCGACGAAGUCAACCACGACGAUCGACAGGAACUCCUCGACGCACUCACCCGUAUCCUUCAGGAAUCGCCUUGCCUUCUUAAACUGUUCAUCUCAAGCCGAAGCAACUACGACAUAGCGCUUUACCUAAAGGGAUCGCCGAAUAUCUAUAUCGAAGCAGAGGAUAACGCAGAGGACAUCGAGGCCUUUAUAGCUAAGCAAUUGACCGCUGCAAAGAUCCUCCAUGGGAAGCUUGGGCCCGAUCUACGAGAGGAAAUCACCAAUGCCUUGAAGACUGGCGCCCGCGGAAUGUUUCGAUGGGUUGAUCUUCAGAUCCAGUCGCUACGACAUCUUAAAGUAGCUGCGGAUGUGAGGGCUCGCCUCGGGGCUCUUCCAGUUACACUUGAGAGUUCAUAUUGGGAAAUUUUCCAACAAAUAAAGGACUCCGGAGAACACGCCUUUAAGCUUGCCACGCUUACGUUCCAGUGGUUACUAUAUGCCAGACGCCGGAUCUCGAUCGAGGGGUUUUCCGUCCUGGCCUCGGUUGCACUAGCACCAGAGUCUAGUGACCCCUUUACAACCGAGGAAAUCUUGGACGUAUGUGCGAACUUGGUCGUGGAUCGGUCUACUGUGCUUGAAUUCGCUCAUUUGUCCGUCCGAGAGUUUUUUGAACGAUUGGAGAACCGCGGGGUUGACUCCUACCUUGCUGCACAAGGCCACAGCGCUAUCGCCCAGGCCUGCGUGCUAUAUUUUCACUUGGCUCUGAAAGAGGAUAAGGGUUAUGAAUUGAAGGACGAGGUCCUAGCCUAUUAUGAUCGCCAAGUUUCAUCGAAAUCCGUGGAAGACGACAGGGAAGGAGAUGAGGACGAUACUAUAAAGGGAGGCGAAGAUUUAUCGCAAUUCUCAGUUGACGUUGAGGAAGAGGACAAUGCCCCAACAGAUGAUAUUAGUGCGGCUAGCGAAGUAGCAAGGAUCUGGGGAAGAAGAGAAAUCGUCCUAGAAAUGAGAGAGGGCCGUGACGGGCUCUUCGCAGUUCUCUCCUCCGAUAUUCAACCAGGUGUUCCAAGCGUUUACGCAGCAUGCGAACUCGUAUACCAUAUCAACGAGGCAGGGGAGUCCAGAAAGACCAGCCCCCUGGCGGAUCUCCUCAAAUCGUUUAUGCUGGAGAAAGCCGACCCAGGUAACGGCCUGUAUAAGGUCGCACGGCCUUUCCAUGCCUGGUGUGCGAUUUUACAACUGGACGGACAGUGGAGUAUUGAGCGCGAGGGACAUCUCGAUCGGGCAUCCAUAGCCCCGGCCAGCCCCAUUUGGCUUUCGUGCUACUUCAACUGGUUGGAACUAGUUGAAUAUCUAUACACACACCCUUACCCGGGCAUCAAUGGAGGAAGAGAGAUGCCGUAUCUGGGCGGCUGGAAGCAGCCGAAUCUCUGGGAGCAACCGAGCAAAUUCAGCCCGACCGGGUAUGCGAUAAUGACCAAGAACCACGAGCUGAUAAAUCUGCUCUCAUAUCUCGAGGCCGAUUCAUCUUGGGCAUCCAUAGCCGGAACGAGUUUUGAGCCUUUGGUGUUAGCGGCGAGAUGGAACGACACGGAACUUAUAUCGCUUUUGGCGCAACGGGACUACGGAGGCCAGAAAGUGGCGCAGAGAGCUUUUUGGGCCGCCUCCAAAGAGGGGCAUUGCGGCCCAAUGAAGUUGCUAUUGGAUCUUGGUCUCAUUACCGUCGAUGUUGUGGAAGCCAGCGACCUCGUCACACCCUGUGCCGAAGGGCACGCUGAUGUCGUCUCCCUCCUCCUGGAAAGAGGCCUUGUCGUCGAGAACGGCGAUGCCAUGCUCUACAGGGCCGCCUUGAACCAGCACGCCAACGUCGUCGAUGUUCUGUUGCAGAAUAAAGUCGGCCUCCGCGGCGCCACCAAUGCUCUGGAAAUUGCCAUUUCGCAGGGAGACAGUAAAUCUGCUGAACUCUUGAUUGGCGCAGGGGCGCGGAAGGAUGGCGCGGCAGUAAUACGGGCCAUCCGAAGCGACACGCCAAGGGCGGCCCUGCGGCUCAUUGAGGCAGGAUUCGAUAUCAAGGGCAGGCACCUCGAAGGACGCCGAACGGCUCUACAUUUUGCGGUCGAGAAAGGACAGCUCGGGGUGGUGAAGGCGCUGCUAGACGGCGCGGCGGACGUAAACGCUCGCGAUCGUCAUGGGAGCACGCCGCUUCACGUUGCGGCUACAAGGGGCCAUGGUGACUGUGCUCGUCUUUUGCUCUCUCGCGGAGCAGACACGUUGGCUCAGGAUGGCCAGGGACGAAUCCCAUUGGACGUGGCGGAAGAUCAAAACCAGACUGCCAUGGAAGCGGUCAUUAGACAAGACAUGGAGGAGAUGAUGGCUAGAUUACAGGCGGUAAAGGGGAGCGACAAUGGCUCAAGGGUGGAGAAUUAG
Messenger RNA from Scedosporium apiospermum, 3834 nucleotides. RefSeq names its product 1-alkyl-2-acetylglycerophosphocholine esterase. Lineage: Eukaryota; Fungi; Ascomycota; Sordariomycetes; Microascales; Microascaceae. The coding region runs from base 1 to 3834 and encodes 1277 amino acids. Gene Ontology annotation, molecular function: protein binding. The record is from RefSeq and is a predicted model, not a curated record. The transcript is spliced from 5 exons.